Molecule: messenger RNA, 2552 nt
Organism: Pogona vitticeps (central bearded dragon)
Lineage: Eukaryota; Metazoa; Chordata; Lepidosauria; Squamata; Agamidae
Gene: MAPK9
Product: mitogen-activated protein kinase 9
Biological process (GO): protein phosphorylation
Molecular function (GO): MAP kinase activity; ATP binding
Source: RefSeq, a predicted model, not a curated record
CGAGGGUUGAUUGGCCGAGUCCUGAAGAAUCUAACUGUGGAUUGGCGCCCGCGGGUGUUUGUCAGCGUCCUCGGGCCUGCUGCGGCCUGUGAGAGACCGAGGGAGGCCAUUGCGGCUGGGGAGCCUCUGGGAGCUUGACGAGGAGCCGAAGCGGCGCAGCGGUUUUGCCCCGGGGCGACUUUGGUGGAGGGGCCCAGCAUCUUGCUAUAAUGAUAACCAAUGAAAUAUUCGGGUCAGUGUCAAACAACUGGUUCCAUAGGAUUGUUCGGGAGAGGAGCAGUGAUCGCUCAGGUUGCCUUGAAAGUAGAACCCAUUGAUUUCAUUAGGAACUGCCUUAUAGAAUGUUGAAUUGCUGUGCCAACACAAGAUCAUUGCUGCACUCUCAUGCACCAAUAAUGAUGAAAACCAAAGCUUGAAUUCUUCUUGUGCUAUAAACACAUUUUUGGAUUACUGAAGCAACUAAACAUUUUGUGGAAGAUGUACAACAGGAGUAUGUAGGAGUGCCUUAUCUCUAACCGCAGUGUACUGAAAAAGGGGUUGAACUAAAUUACCACCAAGGUACCUUCCAGCAUACGACACUAUACCAUCCUAUAUCACCUAAGCGUAAUAACCUACCAGUAUUGUGCUUGACGCUUGCAAAACUGUGCCAGAUCUUGGAAGGAAAACUACAUGACACUACAUCAUGAGUGAAAGUAAAUGUGACAGUCAGUUUUACAGUGUUCAAGUUGCGGACUCAACGUUCACUGUAUUAAAACGCUACCAGCAAUUGAAACCUAUUGGCUCUGGAGCUCAAGGCAUUGUUUGUGCUGCAUUUGAUACAGUCCUUGGAAUAAAUGUUGCUGUGAAGAAGCUUAGUCGUCCUUUUCAAAACCAAACACAUGCAAAACGAGCAUAUAGAGAACUUGUGCUUCUAAAGUGUGUCAAUCAUAAAAAUAUUAUUAGCCUAUUAAAUGUAUUCACACCACAGAAGUCACUAGAAGAAUUUCAAGAUGUGUAUUUGGUUAUGGAACUAAUGGAUGCUAACUUGUGCCAAGUUAUUCAUAUGGAAUUAGACCAUGAAAGAAUGUCAUACCUUCUGUACCAAAUGCUGUGUGGCAUUAAACAUCUCCAUUCAGCGGGUAUCAUCCACAGAGAUUUAAAACCCAGCAAUAUAGUAGUAAAAUCAGAUUGUACUCUCAAAAUCCUUGAUUUUGGACUGGCAAGGACUGCAUGUACUAAUUUCAUGAUGACUCCGUAUGUAGUAACACGAUACUACAGAGCGCCAGAGGUUAUCCUUGGCAUGGGAUACAAAGAGAAUGUUGAUAUCUGGUCAGUUGGUUGCAUCAUGGGAGAAUUGGUGAAAGGUUGUGUGAUAUUCCAAGGCACUGAUCAUAUUGACCAGUGGAAUAAAGUUAUUGAACAGUUAGGUACACCGUCAGCAGAAUUUAUGAAAAAGCUACAGCCUACUGUGCGGAACUAUGUAGAAAACAGGCCAAAAUAUCCAGGUAUCAAAUUUGAAGAGCUCUUCCCAGACUGGAUAUUUCCAUCGGAUUCUGAUCGUGACAAAUUAAAAACCUGUCAAGCUAGAGAUUUACUAUCAAAAAUGCUAGUAGUAGAUCCAGACAAACGAAUUUCGGUAGAUGAAGCUUUACGUCAUCCAUAUAUCACAGUUUGGUAUGAUCCAGCUGAAGCUGAAGCACCACCACCUCAGAUCUAUGAUGCACAGCUGGAAGAAAGAGAACAUGCCAUUGAAGAAUGGAAAGAACUAAUAUAUAAAGAAGUAAUGGAUUGGGAAGAAAGAAAUAAGAAUGGUUUGGUAAAAGAACAGCCUUCAGAUGCAGCAGUGAAUAGCAAUACCAGCCCUUCCCAGUCAUCAUCGAUCAACGACAUUUCAUCCAUGUCAACAGAACAAACACUGGCCUCAGACACAGACAGCAGCCUUGAUGCUUUGACAGGAACACUUGAAGGAUGUCGGUGAUCAGUGUUGAAGAUUGAACGUUGGCAAAGAACUUUUGCUUCUCUUGGGCCUGAAACACUUGUAAGUUUUAUGGAACCAAGUAGAAAAACUCCAUGUUCUGCAUGUUCCUCUAAAAUAAUGUCUGCGAUUUUAUUCAGUUGCCACAGACUUUCUGCUUAAUGUUUUCCCAUGAAAGCAACUUUGUAUAUCAAGGCAAAAUAAGUGUAGACAUUACUAUAACUUAUUCUGUUUUAACCUAUAUCAGGUGAGCAGUUAAAAUAACUCCACACCCAAAUGAAUUCAUGGGCAUUCUCUCAGACCUCUGAAACAUGCGCAUUGUCAAUAUAAUUUUUAAAAUAAGAAAGCCAUUGUAAAUCUUGUUGAAUGUAUAUCCUCUUUCUUAUCUAUGUGAUUACAGACAUAUGCCAUAUCAAUGUGUCUUGCUGGCAUUCUCAGUACAGUAAAAUAUAAAGGCAUAGUUUCUCUGCGUAGCACUCUUUUCUUGAGGCCUUUUUCUGUCCACCUCCAAAUAAUUUUGUAUACCUUCUUGUACAAGAAGCAGAUAUGUGAAUUUUUGCUUCAUCUUUACAUCUGAAUGUAAUUUUGCUUCUCUGAA